Messenger RNA from Phytomonas sp. EM1, 1312 nucleotides. Lineage: Eukaryota; Euglenozoa; Kinetoplastea; Trypanosomatida; Trypanosomatidae. The record is from the annotation of a GenBank genome assembly.
AUGGAAGGCACCACAAUAGAUGGCAAAGUUAAGCGGGAUUACACUCUUAUUGCUUCAGUAAAGCGAAAGAGAUCCCUUUCAUCGCAGCAUGAGCUCAUGGAGGAAGUAGAACAGCACACAAAUGAGGUGAUGCAGCAAUACAAAGCCCUCGUUGCGCAAUCGUCUGCGUCAGGCAAUGGAGCUAGUGUAACAUUAGUGCCGAACAUUAAUGAAAUCAAUAAUCGCUAUCGUAAACUCGUAAAGAUCGGUGAGGGUAGUUUUGGUGAAGUGUUCAUCGUUUACGAUACCGUAGCUGGGACAUAUUUAACCAUGAAGCGUAUGAUCAGGUUUCUGCACAGUAGUGAGCGGUCUCUAUUUGGCCUUCAUAAUACAACCUUUCGCGAGCUGCACCUUUUGACAACACUUUCGCAUCCAAACAUAGUGCGGGCAAUAGACUAUCAUAUUCUGUCUAAUGGAACCUUAAUUGUGUUUAUGCCGGUCAUUUCUUACGACUUGGUCUCACUGAUGAGACAUUGGCAGAACAUCACCGCCUCAGGUCGCGUAACAAGCGCCUGGAGGAUGCCCCUCCCUGUUAUUAAGUGUAUCUUCAGGCAAUUGCUUGAGGCAGUGGCUUAUCUGCAUAGACAUAAAGUUAUUCACAGGGACCUCAAACCAAGCAACGUCAUGGUCGACAUGGAUGGGGUUCUAAAGUUGAUUGACUUUGGAUGGUCGAGGUACCUGGCCACAGACCUAAAUCAAAGACUAACAGGCCCUCCUUGUACCGUCAAUUACCGACCCCCGGAGCUCCUGCUGCUAGGGUGUCAUGCGACUCGCUAUCAGACGCCGCUGGACAUCUGGUGUUGCGGGUGCAUUCUUUUUGAGAUGCUGAGUGGCGGCACUCUGUUUGUAAGCGGACACAACGAGGUAGAGGCAAUUUCGAGUAUUUUUGAUUGGCUUGGGUCUCCAUCUCCGAAGAGCAACACCUAUUCAAGGGAGGGUUCUCAUUCGUUUGUAAUAGACUUCCCGCUGGGCAAGCCCAACACAUUCGCGUCGCGCUGUGCUAGUCUUUCGAUUCAGCCUAGAGAAGUCGAAUUUAUGUCCAAGAUGUUGCAGCUCGAACCAUCAGAACGCUUGCGGGCAGAAAAGCUUGCACAGGAUGAAUGGUUUAGCAUCCCCCCCUCUGCAUGCCGGCCGCCAGAUUUGAUGUUACCUGCGCACAACACAUUCCGGUGGUUAGAAUGGAAACGACGAAAGUCUCAUCAUAUAUAAAGGAUACCAAACUUCCGUGUUUUACCUACUGCUAAACGUUAAGACAUAUUUUUUUUCUACUUUA